GCUAGGCUGACGCCACGGCACUCUAGCCUGGGCAACAGAGAGAGACUCUUUCUCAAAACAAAAAACCACAAUGCAAAGACAGUGCACAGCCUGGGUUCCCCACAGCCCUAUGGUCAGACCCUACUCCUGAAACCUGAUUUCACCGUUGCCUUUGGUAUCCCUAAGACAAGAUCCUUGUAAUAAAAAUCCCUGUUUUGGCUUACGUUCACCUGAGUUUUCUGCUUGCAACCAAGCUGGUCCUAAACACAAUAAUGAGGCUUUGCAGAGACAAGCGGCCUGUUUUCUGUGUGUGAUGAUUACUACUAUCUUUUGGAGAGAGAAACUGAGCCCAGAGAAAAACCAGGACUUGCUCAAGAUUGCACAGUGGUGUCAGUUUCAGAACUAAGUCAUCAACUCAGGCCCACGUGAGUCCACUUAAGGAAGCCCCUGAAGAUGGAGCCCCUACAUGGGCUGCCUGGGCCCCUCAGGACUGAGCACACAGAGAUCCUCAGCGUAGCUGUAGAUCUUAUUAGGAGCUUUCUCUUAGCGCCGUUUCGGGAAGGCAUCGUGCUGGGCAGCUGAGGCCAGACCCCUGGAUGCUAAAGUCGCUGCCCUUGGCCCUGUCCAAGAGAGACGAUGGGUCCAGGAGUUUUCAUGGGGGGUGGGGGCUGUGUUAGCGCCGCCAGUGCUGAGGACUGAGGUCACAAUGAGUCCAAUCCAAGUUCUUUUUUUCCUUCCUCCUUUGAGAGCCCCUCCACCUCUACAACCAGGAACUCCUGCCGCCAAGCCCAAGUGAGGGAUGCCAGGAGGCUGCCUGGGGCUCAAGGGCUGGGCUGGACUCCUGGGUGCCUAAGGGGGAUAUAUGUUCAGAUGGCCUUGCCUCAAGGCGCCUCCAUUCCCAGAGCUCCGUUCCUCCGGGCGGCUUCUCGACGCCUGAAAGGGUUUGGCCCGGCGCGCCCGGCGUCGACCCCAGCCUGGGCCGAGGGGGCGGAGCCGCACCGCGGAGGCGAGUCCUGAGAGGCGGGCCCAGCGCGGGCGGAGACUGACACCGAGCCAGGGGCGGGGCCUCGCGCUCGGGGGCGGAGUCGGGGAUUGGAGAGGAUACUUAUCUGGCCCAGAAAAAGGCGCUUAGGCCCGGGACUCGCGGCCAGGGUCCCAUCCAUCGAGGAUAGAGGGCGGCCUCGCGGACCAGGGGCAGCCGCGCGGAGGGGCGGGCCCUUCGCCGAAGGGCGGGGCCGAGCCCGGAAGGUGGCGUCGGCCCGCAGGCGGCCCUCCCGGGGCCACAUCGCUGUGGUGGUGGACCCCGGCUCGGGCUUCAGCAAGGCGGGCUUCGCGGGCGAGGACCAGCCGCGCGUCGUGCUGAAGAGCUCCAGUCUGGUGCCCAGCUGGGACCGGCCCGCGCUGCCCGGCGCUCCCGGCUGCGAGCUGGCGGGCGGCGUGGCGCGGGCGCACCCCAUCAAGCACGGCGUGGUGGUGGACUGGGAAGCGCUGGAAGGGCUGUGGGAGCGCCUGCUGGUGGGCGGCCUGCGGGUGUGCCCAGAGCAGUGGCCGGUGCUGGUGUGCGACUCGCCAUCGGCACCGCCCGCGAGCCGCGAGAGGGUGGCCGAGCUGCUGUUCGAGGCCCUGGCAGUGCCCGCGUGCCACAUGGCCAGCACCGCGCUGUUGGCGCUCUGCUCCACCGGCGCGUUCACCGGGCUGGCAGUGGAGGCGGGCGCGGGCGUGUGCCACGCAACGCCCAUCUAUGCGGGCCACUCGUGGCACGAGGCCACCUUCCGGCUGGACGUUGCAGGCAGCACCCUGUCGCGCUACCUGCGGGAGCUGCUGGUAUCAGGGUGCCCCGACCUCCAGGGGCAGGCCCUGUCUCGCAAGGCCGUCACAGAGCUCAAAAAGCGCUGCUGCUACGUGUCACUGGACUUCAAGCGCGAUCUGCAAAACCCUGCCCGCCACCGUCCGGCCAGCUUCUUAAUGCGUAAUGGGUGUUCCAUCCGCCUAAGCAGCGAGCGCUUCUGCUGCCCGGAGCCCAUCUUCCAUCCGGGCCUGGUAGGCCAUGUUGAGCCGGGACUGCACGUGCUGGCCUUCGAAGCACUGAAGAAGAUGCCCGCAACACUGCGGGCGCGGCUGGCUCACACCGUGGUGCUGGCCGGAGGCUCCACUCUUUUCCCUGGCUUCGCCGAGCGCCUGUGCAAGGAGCUGGAGGCGCAGUGCCAGGGGAACGGCUUCACGGCCCUGCGGCCCCACCUGGUGGCCAAGCCCCGGCGUGGCACGGCCGUAUGGACAGGCGGCUCCAUGGUGGCCUCCUUGGGCUCCUUCCAACGUAGCUGGAUGACCCGGGGCAUGUACCAGGAGUGUGGCUCCAGGUUGGUGCACGAAGUGUUCAACUGAGUCAGGCUGGACUGGAGGGGGUGGUGCCACGGGGGCUGCAGAGCCCUUGGGCACUAGGUGCAGCUCUAUCAGAAGCACUGAGUGCCAGAUAAAGAGUCUCAUGUUUGGA
This is a messenger RNA of Microcebus murinus (gray mouse lemur), 2470 nucleotides long. RefSeq names its product actin like 10 (gene ACTL10). NCBI's taxonomy places the organism in Eukaryota, Metazoa, Chordata, Mammalia, Primates, Cheirogaleidae. The record is from RefSeq and is a predicted model, not a curated record.